AUGAGUGGUCUUGAAGUAACAGGCGUCGUUCUCACUAUUCUCCCUUUCCUCGUGAACCAGCUCGACAAUUAUGCGCGCGGGAUUGAAAAGAUCAGGAUGCUCAGACGCGCCCGUCGACACCUAGAUAGUUAUGCGCUAGCAAUCGGAACGCAACAUACGAUAUCUGUCGACAAUAUCCAACAGGCACUGGAGGGAGUUGUUGACGACGAGGACGCAAUGUCCGAGCCCAUCAACAACCUCACUAGUGACUUGUGGAACGACUCAGGACUUCAAGACCGGCUCCGCAAUAAACUGGGGAGAUCCCACGGAAUUUUUGUGCAAAACAUGAUACACCUCCAUGGGCUACUCCUUGAUCUCUCCCAACGAAUGGGGAUAGAUCUUAACAAUGCUGCACAAGUAACGAGCGAUCUCGCAUAUAAUGACAGUGCCUGA
This is a messenger RNA of Aspergillus terreus NIH2624, 432 nucleotides long. RefSeq lists its product as uncharacterized. Lineage: Eukaryota; Fungi; Ascomycota; Eurotiomycetes; Eurotiales; Aspergillaceae. The record is from RefSeq and is a predicted model, not a curated record. The coding region runs from base 1 to 432 and encodes 143 amino acids. The transcript has a single exon.